UUCCAAAUCUCCCAAUCUUUCCCGCACAAACAAACCAGCGCCCCUUCCCUCGCCGCUCCCUCGAAGCAGCGAUGCCCCCCAAGGCGGAGAAGAAGCCGGCGGCGAAGAAGCCCGCGGAGGAGGAGCCCGCCACUGAGAAGGCCGAGAAGGUCCCCGCCGGGAAGAAGCCCAAGGCCGAGAAGCGGCUGCCGGCGGGCAAGACCGCCUCCAAGGAGGGCGGCGGCGAGAAGAAGGGCAAGAAGAAGGGCAAGAAGAGCGUGGAGACCUACAAGAUCUACAUCUUCAAGGUGCUCAAGCAGGUCCACCCCGACAUCGGCAUCUCCUCCAAGGCCAUGUCCAUCAUGAACUCCUUCAUCAACGACAUCUUCGAGAAGCUCGCCGGGGAGGCUGCCAAGCUCGCCCGCUACAACAAGAAGCCCACCAUCACCUCCCGGGAGAUCCAGACCUCCGUCCGCCUCGUCCUCCCUGGGGAGCUCGCCAAGCACGCCGUCUCCGAGGGCACCAAGGCAGUCACAAAGUUCACCUCCUCUUAGAUGCAUCUCUAGCAACUGUAGUUGGGUGCUGUUUAUCUAGAAUUUGGGUUGCUCAAUGGAAAUUGGUGGAGUAGCUGGGUUGGUGAUGUUACUGUGUCAUGUAACUGAUCGAUGUGAAAUACUAGUAUUGGUCUGCUGCAUCUUUUGGGAAA
Molecule: messenger RNA, 685 nt
Organism: Hordeum vulgare subsp. vulgare (domesticated barley)
Lineage: Eukaryota; Viridiplantae; Streptophyta; Magnoliopsida; Poales; Poaceae
Product: histone H2B.1-like
Exons: 1
Coding region: 72-533 (153 amino acids)
Biological process (GO): nucleosome assembly
Cellular component (GO): nucleosome
Molecular function (GO): structural constituent of chromatin; DNA binding; protein heterodimerization activity
Source: RefSeq, a predicted model, not a curated record